Molecule: messenger RNA, 4850 nt
Organism: Myripristis murdjan (pinecone soldierfish)
Lineage: Eukaryota; Metazoa; Chordata; Actinopteri; Holocentriformes; Holocentridae
Gene: wwc3
Product: WWC family member 3
Exons: 23
Coding region: 647-4123 (1158 amino acids)
Biological process (GO): cell migration; regulation of hippo signaling; regulation of DNA-templated transcription
Cellular component (GO): cytoplasm
Molecular function (GO): kinase binding; molecular adaptor activity
Source: RefSeq, a predicted model, not a curated record
UGUUUUGGGAGCAGUAUAUUAGUACAAUAUUUAAUUAAAAGUUGUUUGUUUUGUUUUUUUGACCGCUGUGAUAGUUAUGGUUAGCUCUAAACAUCACCAGGCAGCCUCGCCACUUCGACAUGAAGUUUGAAGGAGCAGCACUUUGUUGUUGUCAUGGCCGUUGGUGUUUCUUUUCCGUUUGGAGGAGCCGCUCAGUCACAGACGUUAUUUACUGAAAGACAACUCAAACACCGCCGACUGGUAACUUUAUUUCCCAGCGAUAACACACUGGGUUCAGACUGAGGCUCCCUGAAGCGGCUCGGCUACAAGUUUCCCUAUUGGACGGAGAGGAUCGCUCAGUCGUACGUCCAGGCGUUUAUGCAAAUCCGCUCUGCCCGAAUAUGGACACGGAGGAAUGAAAUAUGGUGGAGGAGGCGAACAUGGAGGACCGAGGACCGUGAGAGUACAGCGAUAGUUUUUUGGGGGCGAAAAAAGUGGAUGUAUCUCAAGCGGGACUGCUUCGGGUGCGAACCACGGUGGAGUUUUUGUGUCGUUUUUGCGCCCACAAGUGCGUUGAGGGAGAGUUUGUAAUGCUGUGAAGAGCAACUUUUCGGGGGGAAAAAAGGGCAGGGGGGUCCGGCUACAGCCCCCUCACCAUCCCGACGCUAUGCCGUGGGUCAGCAGCGGUAAGCGGCGAGAGAGCUCGGAGCUGCCGCUGCCCGCGGGCUGGGAGGAAGCCCGGGAUUACGAUGGCAGAGUGUUUUUUAUCGACCACAACACCCGGCAAACUUCGUGGAUUGAUCCCAGAGAUAGGAUCACCAAGCCCCUGACGUUUGCUGACUGUGUUGGAGAUGAGCUGCCUCUUGGGUGGGAGGUGGUUUAUGACCAGCAGGUGGGAGUUUACUACAUCGACCACAUAAACAAGACGACCCAGAUCGAGAACCCGCGGACACAAUGGCGGCAGGAGCAGGAGCGCAUGCUGAAGGAGUACCUGGUUGUGGCCCAGGAGGCCCUCAACGCCAAGAAAGAGAUGUACCUGGUGAAGCAGCAGCGUCUGGAGCUGGCUCAGCAGGAGAUGUUGCUCUUCCACGAGCUCUCAGAGGAGGACAGCCGCUCCCUCACCAGCACACUCUCUGGCUCGUCCUCAAAUGCAAAAUAUGACCCCGACCAAAUCAAAGUGGAAAUAGCUUGUAGGCGAGAGCGGCUCUCCAGACUCAAACAGGAGCUGGCCCAGAUGAAGCAGGAGCUGCAGUAUAAGGAAAUGGGAGUGGAGACCCUGCAGGAGAUUGACAGGAAGAUGUCUUGCAGCCAGACAAACUACAAGCUGGACGAGGCUCAGGCCAUCUUCAAUGAGCUGCGUAGCAUCAAGAAGGCGAUCAGCACAGGAGAGAAGGAGAGGCAGGACCUCAUCCAGAGCCUGGCUAAGCUGACGGUGAACUUCCAAAGCAGCUUGUCUAUUAGCGACUCGGCGAACGAGGGGGCAAACAGCACUGGAACCGUGGGUGACUCGUGUAAUCUGCAGCAGUACUGUGACACUGGCUGUCAGACCGACAUCAUGGGAGAGUAUGGUUCCCAAGAUUCCUCACAGCUAGUGGACAAAGUUAAACUCAACUGGCAGUAUGAGGAAGCCAAGAAGAAGGUGCAGAGUAUACAGCACCAGCUAGCACAGCUGGACAGUGAGAGCUGGUCGGGUCGGGCCGAGGCAGACCGGGACCGGGACUUCAUGCAGCUCCUGCGUGAGAAGGAGGCGCUCCUGCAGGAGAUUAUCCUGGUCAGCAAGCAGCAGCACCCUGCAGAGACACUGCUGCAGCUGGAGGAGGCACGCAGGAGGCUGGAGGAGGAGGUGCAGAGGGCGCACAACUCCCAGAGCCAGGGAGCCAGUCAGAGGAUCCUGCAGCAGGAGAAAAGGAAUGUUCUCCUGAGACAGCUGGAGGAGGCGACACGCAUCACCACCUACCUUCACUCCCAGCUCAAGAGCCUGUCAGCCAGCUCUCUGACGGUGUCGUCCAGCAGCAGCCGUGGCUCGCUGGCCUCCAGUCGGGGCUCCCUGGCGUCCAGCCGUGGCUCCCUCAGCUCCAUCAGCUUCAGUGACAUCUACGGUCUGCCCCAGUAUGAACGUCACGAGGGGGCCGGGGAGCCCCACGACCCCCACUUGCGCUACCUACUGCCCCCAGAGGCCCUGUCCAGAGACUGUCCUGCUUUCAUCGCUGACCCCCUGACCCCGAGCAAAGCCAAACGCUCUCACGACACCCCGCAGUCCCUGGCCUCCCUCUCCUCCCGCUCCUCUCUGUCCUCCCUGUCACCACCCAGUUCUCCCAUGGACACACCCUACCACUCUGCCCCUCAGGACUGCCCUCUCACCCAGAUGACAGAGGAGUACAUGGAGCUGGCCGGCCGCGGACUCUUAGAGGGGCUGCGGGUGCAGUCGCAGCAGCCGUCACACACCACCUUGUCGAGUAGCGAGGAGGCAGGCAGCCCCGCCCCCGUGCAUCAGCUGGAGAACAAAAGUCACAGAGACAGCGGUGCUCCUCAGGGGGCUUUCACGUCCACAGGAGUGACUCUGAGGUGUAACAGUGCCAACAGAAGUGGCAGGAGGGCGAGGAGAGUGUCUGCAGGCGUGUCAGAGGACGCUCUGGCCACAGACAGCGGGGUCUUUGAGGCCUGGGGCAGAAGGGCGGAGGAGUCAGAGGAGAUGGCAUAUAUGAAAGAGCUGACGUCCGUGAGCGAGCCUACCCAGAUUCAACUUGGAUUAUUGUGGGACUCCAGCUCUCAGUCUCUCCUGCUACAUCUGCUACAGCUUAAGAAUUUAAACAAGUCCAUUGUGAAAGAUGGCUACAAAGUGUAUGUGAAGGUGCACUUGAUUCCACUGGACGCCGGCAGGGCCUGUGCGUUUUACUGUUGUAAGGCGCUGGAGCCACAACUGCAGAUGAGUUUCAAUGAAGGCUUCCGCAUUCCUGUCCCAGCAAACGCCCUGGCGGUGUGCGCUCUACAGCUGUCCAUCUGCUCGCUGGGACCUCAGGCUCAAGAGGAACUGCUGGGGACAGCCCAGGUGAGCCUGGCAGACUGUGAGGGAAGUACAGAGAUGGUUUUUCGUUGGUUGCGAGUGCAGAUGUUGAGCGGGACAGAGUUGUCGAGGCCGGAGCAUAAGAGCCUGAGCCACCGAAGACAACAUGACAGCCAGGAAGAGGAGCAAAGACCCAGAGCCACGGACACCUUGUGCACCAUGCUGUCACGCACCACCACCACCCACCUGGAAGAGGCGAGCGCGGAGCUGGAGAAGAAGGAGGAGCCAGGGGAGGCCGUAUCUGAGAGGAGUUGGCAGGCUGAGUCAGUGGACAGCGGCUGCAGCAACAGCACGGCAUUUGCAACCCCAUGUUUAGAGGGUCUGUGUGCAGAGGGCAUCUGCAUCACCACUGGAGGGCGCUGUGAUCAGCCAAGCAGCAAAACCUCCACACUGAAGGUGGAGAAGGCCACCAUGACAGAGGGCAUGUUCCCAGAGCCGGUGCGGGUUCGGCCCAAGGAGAGGGGCGGUCGCUGGGGUCACGCCUCACCGUUCAUGCGCAGCAGCACCAUCGUUCGCUCUCAGACCUUCUCCCCUGGCGCUCGCAGUCAGUAUGUAUGCAGGUUAUAUCGCAGUGACAGUGACAGCUCGACGUUACCAAAGAAAUCCCCCUUUGUCCGAAAUACGUUGGAAAGAAGAACGUUGCGAUACAAGCAGCAGUCGUACAGGUCCUCCCUGGCUGAACAGCCGACACGUACCUCCCUGGAUCUGGAGCUGGAUCUCCAGGCCUGCAGGACACGUCAGAGGCAGCUGACAGAGGAGCUGAGCACCCUGAGGGAGCUGAAGCUGCGCCUGGAGGAGCCACAGGCCAGGGAGGCCACCGAGCUUCCCCACUGGGCCCUGAGGGACGAGCGCUUCCGCUGCCUGCUCAGAGAGGCCCAGAGACAGGCCAACCAAACCAAGCAGGAGCAGCGUCAGGAGGAGGCAGCAGAGAGGAGGCUGAGGAAGGCUUCUAAAGAGGUUCUGCAGAUGAGAGGACAGAGCCAGAAGGAGCCCCUGCCUGUACAGACCUUCAGAGAGAAGAUGGCUUUUUUCACAAGACCAAGGUUCAACAUACCUCCUUUGCCAGCUGACGAUGUAUGAGAGCUUGCCUCUGUAUUAUGUGAUUAAAUAUGAAGUAUUUGUCAAGUUUUGUAAACUCAUGAAGUACAAAGCGUAGUUAUUUCUGCAUAGGACACAGGCAAUGACAUGCAGAUUUUGAAGAUUAGAAGGUUUCACAUUUUCAGAAGUGUUUGUGUGGCUAAUAUUAUGAACAUAAACAUGUACACACAAGACACUCUUGUUGACAACAGCACGGCUGUUCAUUUCCUUUUUGGGGAAGAGGCCUUUCAUAAGAAAACAGUAUCUCUUUACUCCUGUAUGAGUUAUUUCUGUUGUUUGUGCUUACAAAAGGCUGGAAGACGGGAACAAAGUCAGUUUGAACAAAAUUCACUGUACUGUAACUUAUUUUAUAGUACUUUUCCUUGAAGGAAAUUAAAACGCUUCCUGCUUUUAAGUGUAUUUUGUAGCUUUGAACAAAUAGCACUUCAGUGUUUUUACAUACAGUAAAAUGGAACUAUUGUCUGAUUUUGUUUCUGAUACCUAAUUCUUAAGAGUUAUUUACAUAAAAAUGUCACUUUGUAAUCCACUUUUAUUACAGAUGUCAUUGUCCUUUUGUUAUGUUAUUAAAAUUAAAAUUAUUUCAUGUACUUUUCAAUAUAUGGAUGAAUAUAUGAAACACUGUAUUCAGAUUUUUUAUGAUGUCUGUAUGAACAUCUGCAGUGUUACCUCUUGUGAAGAUAAAACCAUUAAACGUCUUGAUGCUCUAGGG